CGCCACUCCACAGCAAUUUUCCACUACGCACUUCAAGUCUUCAACUAGUUUUGAAUUUCCACGAGGGUUUUAUACUUUUGUGCUCUCUCUCUCCAAAUAGUUUUCGUUCUCUACUGAAUUAGAGAUGACUGAUGAUAAACACUCUGCUUUCAAACCAAUAACCACUCAAUUUCAACAAAAGACUCCCUCUAUGCAACAACUAGAAGAACGAGAACAAUUCGCUUCUCUCUCUUCCGUUGCCUCACAAGAUUCAGUACAGUCCUCUGAUGAUACUUCUUCAGCUCCAAGACAAGAAGACUCUUCAACCAUGGCGGCCGCUUGCAGUUGUUUCAAGAAGGCGGCUUGUUCUUGUGUUAAAGGUGAAUGUGAGAGUCAUAUCGACUUUACUGAAGAAAAACAAGAACUUGGUCAAGAAUUGUUGGGUUCUGUUGAUGAAGAGGUCACUGCUUGUGAUUUAGUUUCUGGGUUCUCUGGUUGGGAAGAAAAAGGGAUUGUUUGUGAGAAAAAGGUGAAAGCGUUUGGUGUGGAAGUUGAAGAAACAGAGAAUAGUGAAGUGGGCUGUCUUGCUAAUUUUGAAAAGACUCUGAAAGAUUCUGUGAAACGUGAAGUGGGUUGCUCUGGAAUUCAAGAACGUGGUGAAGUCAAUGAAAAGAAGGAGUCUGAGGUUGGGGGUGAGAUGGUCUCUGAAUUUUCUGGAUGUGAGGGCAAUGGGGUGGUUUGUGAUAGAAAGGUGCAGGCUUUUGGUUUGGAAGUUGAAGAAUCAGAGAAUAGUGAGGUGGGUUGUGUUGCUACUUUUGAAAAGACUUCGAAAGAUUUUGUGAAACUUGAAGUGAGUUGUUCUGCAGUUCAAGAAUGUGAUAACUUCAAUGAAGAGGAGUCUGAGGUCAAAGUUGAGACGAGUUCCGUUGUGGAAGGUGACAAUGAAGAUAGAAAAGAAAUGAAAUCUGAAGCUUUGUUGGAGGCCAAGAAAAAGCAGUUAUUGGCAGAACUUGAAGUUUCUGGUCUGGCAAGUCAGGAAGUACACAAACUAGUGCAAAAUAAUGGUGUGAAGAUUGAUGGUGCAAGAGUAAGUGAUGUGAGUGUUAGGCCUUCUCUUAGGAUUGAAGUAAUUGAUGAUACAGCAUUGAUUGAAACUGUUAGGGUUUCUAAAAUGAUAGAGAGGAACGGGAAGAAAGGGGAGACGGAGCAAGAAGUGGAUGGAAAGAAGGCAAGAAGAUCGAGAAGGAAGGCAAAAGAUGCGAAAAAGGCUUCGGAGAUGAGUGAAAAGAUUAAGAAUUUGACUGAUUAUGGGGCUGGUCAAGAUGGUGGUUUAAAGGAUGGAAAACAAGAGAAAAUUAUGUACUCAAGGAAGGAGAUGGAGGCCUUGAGGUUUGUCAACAUUGUGGAACAGCGGAAAAUGUGGAGGGAUGUAUACACUGGACUUGGACCUGUGGUGAUGACUGAGUAUGAUGACCUGUUCAGCUCCAAGCAUCAGAAGCACAUCCUCUUGAACUUCGAUCCUCGGCAGAACUUUUCAAGGAAGCCAGAGACCCAUGAGAUUCUUGGGGAAGAGUAUUCGCAAAACGUGGAUAAUGAAUCAGAACACAUGGACGGUUAUGAGGUAAAUGUGGAUAUCUUGAAUCCUGGUUAUAGCGCUAGUACUGAGGGUGAAGGUUCAUAUAUGGUCAAACAAGGAGAGUGCAGUGAAGAAUAUGACAGUGAUGAAGAUUAUUGUAGCAUUCAGAGACCUGCCUUUUUGGUAGAAGGCGAGCCUGAUUUUGAUUCUGGACCUCCCGGAGAUGGAUUAGAAUAUCUUCGGCGCGUCAGAUGGGAAGCUGCUCACAUUCCAAGAGUGAAGGUGGCGAAGCGUGAUCAGAGCAAACCUUCUAAAGAACAGAGUGUUUAUAUGCCCCGGAUUCCUGAUAUCCCACGGUGUCCAGAACACUUGAUGCCAUUGAAAGAAUGGGAGGAUUCAUUUCUUGCUGACUUUUCAAAGCUACGACAGGUUCUGUCAGGUAUCGAGAAUCCAAGCUCUCAACUUGCUGGUAAACUGCAAGAUGUGGUCAUUUUUCACAAGGACAAUGAAUCCUGUCAACUCCCUGAUAGUACUAUUGCUAAAACCGAUGAACUUCAUUCCUGUCAGCCUGUUGACAGUUUCAGCCAUAAAAUCGCAGCUGAUGAGCCAUCUCUGCUAAAUACUGAGGAUGAUGAAAAUUCUCCAUGCCAUCCAAAUCCUAAAACUUCUCCAAUUGAUGAUUCUACCAACCACCCUACAUUAUCUGCAAUUCUAAAAAUGGAUUCCGUAGCUCGAGUAUCAAUGCUGAGAAAACGCAUAACCUCUAUAGAGACAUUUAGCACGCUGUCUAGAAAUGAUUGUGUGUGGCUAUUUUCAUUGUGCGCAACAGUUGAUACUCCACUAGACGCCGACACUUCUGCUGCUUUCCGGAGUCUGCUCCGGAAAUGUGCCAGACUGCGAGCUGGGAAGUCUGAACUGGAUGAUGAAGUUGUAAUGCUCAAUAUCUUGGCCACAAUUUCCGGCCGGUAUUUCGGGCAGGCGGAGGAUUGAAGUUCAUUCAUGACUAGAGGCAAUGAAACUUUUUCUAUAUGUUUUAUACUUUCCUCUGACUGUGAGCCAAAUACAUUGAGAAUUUUUUUUGAGUCUCUCCACUUGUUGCAGAUGUUCUUGGGACAUCUUGAACUAAUGGUGAUUUGAGUUGAAGGUUAUCAGCAAAUUUUUAUUAAAUAUACCAUUAAUUUUUGUUCAAAUUA
Molecule: messenger RNA, 2748 nt
Organism: Pistacia vera
Lineage: Eukaryota; Viridiplantae; Streptophyta; Magnoliopsida; Sapindales; Anacardiaceae
Exons: 4
Coding region: 125-2545 (806 amino acids)
Biological process (GO): spliceosomal snRNP assembly
Cellular component (GO): nucleus; SMN complex
Source: RefSeq, a predicted model, not a curated record